Messenger RNA from Ricinus communis (castor bean), 865 nucleotides. RefSeq names its product microsomal glutathione S-transferase 3. The record is from RefSeq and is a predicted model, not a curated record. Gene Ontology annotation, molecular function: glutathione transferase activity; glutathione peroxidase activity. The transcript has 3 exons. Bases 270 to 710 code for a protein of 146 amino acids. Gene Ontology annotation, cellular component: endoplasmic reticulum; nuclear envelope; membrane. Lineage: Eukaryota; Viridiplantae; Streptophyta; Magnoliopsida; Malpighiales; Euphorbiaceae.
UAUGCUGUGAAUUUCUUGGGAGAUAAACCUGGGCCGGCCUUCAGUUUACAAGUUGGAAUUAUUUAAUUCCCAAGCUACCUUGAAGAAAAAGCUAGAACCCAAACGAAAACAAUAAAAAGAAAUGGGCUAAUGGAUUGGGUAACAAGUCAGAUUCAAGACCAAGUCGACCUCAAUUCUUUGAUAAAUACAAGGAAGGAGAGUAAGUGGGUAAUUCACUUCUAAUAGUUUCCGAAGUUAAUCAACCGUACAGGAGGAGAAAGGGAAAGAAAAUGGCCGAACUGCAAAUGGUGGUGCCAAAAGAAUAUGGAUAUGUGGCUUUAGUUCUGGUAGCUUACUGCUUUCUUAAUUUAUGGAUGGCAGGUCAAGUGGGUAAGGCAAGAAAGAAGUACAAAGUCUUUUAUCCAACACUAUAUGCUUUGGAAUCUGAAAAUAAAGAUGCAAAGCUCUUCAAUUGCGUCCAGAGAGGGCACCAGAAUUCGCUGGAGAUGAUGCCAAUGUUCUUUGUGUUGAUGAUCUUAGGAGGGUUCAGGCAUCCUAGUGUUUCUGCCAUUCUUGGCUGUCUUUAUAUCAUUUCUCGUUAUUUCUAUUUCACUGGCUACUCUACUGGUGAUCCCCAGAAACGUCUCAGUAUUGGGAAAUAUGGGUUCUUAUCUUUGCUUGGACUUAUGGUGUGCACAAUUUCACUUGGCAUCAGUCUCCUUCGAGGAUAACUUCUUCUGCCUGAUAUAAAUGCUUUCCUGUAAUGUUUCAUGCAAUCUAUGGUUCCUCCUUUCUUGUAAUGGCUUUCUUUGUGCUUUAAAUAAGUGCUAAAUCUUUUCAGGAACAGCUGUGUUCAAAAUAUAAAAGAAAUGCUCUUUUUUCAUGA